AUGGGUUUUCUCCGAUUACUCAGGUGCUGUUGUUGCCAUGGCGAUUCCGGUGAUGAAUAUGAUGUGUUUCAGAACGGUGGCUUUGAGAUGGAAGGAGGAGGGUGCGAUGCCGAUGAAGAAGAUAACAUGCUUCGGAACGGUGGCUUUGAGAUGCAAGGAGGAGGGUGCGAUGCCGAUGAAGAAGAUAACAUGCUUCCGAACGGUGGCUUUGAGACGGAAGAAGGAGGGUGCGAUGUCGAUGAAGAAGAUAACAUGCUUCGGAACGGUGGUUUUGAGAUGGAAGAAGGAGGGUGCGAUGUCGAUGAAGAAGAUAACAUGCUUCGGAACGGUGGUUUUGAGAUGGAAGAAGGAGGGUGCGAUGUCGAUGAAGAAGAUAACAUGCUUCGGAACGGUGGUUUUGAGAUGGAAGAAGGAGGGUGCGAUGUCGAUGAAGAAGAUAACAUGCUUCGGAACGGUGGUUUUGAGAUGGAAGAAGGAGGGUGCGAUGCCGAUGAAGAAGAUAACAUGCUUCGGAACGGUGGUUUUGAGAUGGAAGAAGGAAGGUGCGAUGUCGAUGAAGAAGAUAACAUGCUUCGGAACGGUGGCUCUGAGAUCGUCGAAGACGAAGACUACGGAGACGAAGAAGACGACGAGGACGACUACGACGGCUUUUUUCCGGCAGAGAUUGCAGAGCUGCCAAUUUACGUGCAUGACGGCGGCGAUGCUGUUCCAACCGCUGUGGCCUCCUCUGUGUGCUGCAUAUGCAUGGAAGGAUUCCAAAAUGGCGACCGAUAUCGACUUCUUCCGGCGUGCAGUCAUGCCUUUCACGUUGACUGCAUCGAUCAAUGGCUGGUGCGCGCGACUACUUGUCCGAUGUGCCGAUCUGAGGUGGACCCGCUUGCGAGCGACCAAUAUUUGAUGUAA
This is a messenger RNA of Musa acuminata AAA Group (dessert banana), 903 nucleotides long. RefSeq lists its product as uncharacterized. Lineage: Eukaryota; Viridiplantae; Streptophyta; Magnoliopsida; Zingiberales; Musaceae. The record is from RefSeq and is a predicted model, not a curated record. The transcript has a single exon. The coding region runs from base 1 to 903 and encodes 300 amino acids.